AUGGAUGGCUAUGCUAGUGAGAUAGAGGCAGACAUUGAAUGUCUCCUAGAUCUUCAAACCUUCAUCCGGACACCAAGACUCGAGCUAAGGACGACGACUGUAGAGGAAUCUCUACCGCUGAAGUUUGAAAGCUUAGAAGAUCCAUCUGGCGUGUACCCCCCGAUCUUCGUUGACUUAAUUCAGCGCCGCUUCCCCAAAGCCCCUAGGUACAUUGUCGACUGCUUGGCAACUGCCUUUACUAGCCGUCUGGGCAAACAUCUUCGGUUGAGCCGUGGGAAGUCCCUGAGCAGGGAACAGAUGUUGGGUGAAACUGAUGAGGGCAUGUUUGUGUCUGUCAAACUCCAUUGUGAUAACGAUGGAGACCCGCGCAUUCCAUUAUUUUUUCGUACCAAACCUCAUACAAGAGCCCUGUGCACGAUAUGCAACAAAGUUGCCCCCUUGACUCCAAGCUUUGUUUGGGAGGCUCAUGCUUUCAAUGACAUGAAAGUUUGGAUUUGCCAUGAGCAGGGUUGUAGCCGUGGUUCAUCUUCUUUCGCAACAACAGUGGAGUGGGUAGCGCAUCUGGAAACUGAACACGCGUAUGGUACAGAAUGGCCGUCAAUUACUUGCACUUUCUGCGGUGAAGAAACAAAGAGUGGAAGGUCUUCAAUUUUCCAACACUUUGAACUACACAUGAGAGAGACAUGUCUAGAUGCCACGGAGGCGGUUGUGGGAUACAGAGGGUUACCCAUUUCGUUGCAAGAAGAAGUACCAGGAUCGGAAUCCUUGUCUCAGUCUGACGAGGAGGUUCUCUUUAAGAGUGCGAAAGAGGCUAAAGACAACAAAGAAGGGGGCAUAAAGAAUCUUGGAAUCGAGACGGCGCAGCAAGAUGUACAUGAAAGCGUCCAACUUGGUGCUUCGCACAGGUCUUUCGAUAAUGAGGAAUCGACAGAAACUGCCGAGGGAAAAGAGACAGGAAAACGGAUCGUGAAGGCGGGAAGCGAUGAAGAAUCUCCGGAAAGCGGUUUGAACCAACUGAGCGACGAGUGA
Messenger RNA from Ilyonectria robusta, 1029 nucleotides. RefSeq lists its product as uncharacterized. Lineage: Eukaryota; Fungi; Ascomycota; Sordariomycetes; Hypocreales; Nectriaceae. The record is from RefSeq and is a predicted model, not a curated record. The transcript has 2 exons. Bases 1 to 1029 code for a protein of 342 amino acids.